Molecule: messenger RNA, 1691 nt
Organism: Pseudoliparis swirei
Lineage: Eukaryota; Metazoa; Chordata; Actinopteri; Perciformes; Liparidae
Gene: blvra
Product: biliverdin reductase A
Exons: 7
Coding region: 596-1471 (291 amino acids)
Biological process (GO): heme catabolic process
Molecular function (GO): biliverdin reductase [NAD(P)H] activity; nucleotide binding; zinc ion binding
Source: RefSeq, a predicted model, not a curated record
GCGCACGGGUCCGUUGGCGUCGUGGUUCCAGUUGAACACAGGACGACCGCAGGGAGCUGCCCUCGUGACCGCCGCCAUGUUCCAUGUGUGUAGUAUAUAUGAGAGGGGCUGACACUGUGACACGACUUAACCGAGCGGCAUUCACGAGGACAGCUAUGCACUGUCACUGUUGUAACAGGUAACACCUGCAUCAGGCAUCGCAGAGGUGCAUUGUGUACAUAGUGUAAACAUUGUGUACAUAGUGUGUCGUGUUGGAGCAGGUCAGGCGUGCAUAGGACCAGAGCCCCUCGCCUCGAGGCGUUGCAUCCACUGCAGCUGGCUGCUGGGAACGGGUCCUGAAGCCCUUUGUGCGUCCGGUUCUAACCGAAGCUCCCGUGCUGUCACAUGAACAUCUUCACAUAAAUCCCAACAUGGCAACGUAACAACAGGAGCUUCCUCCCGACCCGCCGCCUUCCUCUGAAGUUGUUGACAGGUGAGGCCUUGGUGGUUGUUCCCGUGCUGGCUGUGCCCUCAUCUACUGGGUGAGACGGUCAGUCCACAGGAGGGUUCCCGUGGUUACGUGUUUGACUGAACCCAGGCUCUGCUGUCCGGCGCCAUGCUGGGCGCCGUGGUGGUGGGCGUGGGCGCGGCCGGCCGCUCGAGGAUCAGAGACAUGAGCGCUCCUCCAGCCGGCAGCCCGGCUCCCACGCUCCAGCUCAGAGGGUUCAUCUCCAGGAGGAGCUUGGGCCCUCAGCAGGGCGUGAGUCGGCUCUCCCAGGAGGAGGCGCUGAGCAGAGAGGACAUCGAGGUGGCGUUCAUCUGCACGGAGAACGUGUUGCACAAGGACAGCGUCAGGACGUUUCUGCAGGCAGGGAAACACGUGUGUGUGGAGUAUCCCAUGACCACCGACUACCAGGAGGCCGUGGAGCUCUGGGACCUGGCCCAGGUCAAAGGAGUGGUCCUCCAUGAGGAACACAUCGAGCUGCUGUCAGAAGACUACAAGGAGCUGAAGCGAGCGGUGGAGGGUAAAGUCCUGCAGGAGGGAACGCUCCACUUCACAGGUGGAGCCCUGAAGCCUGGAUUUGGCUUCCCGUCCUUCAGCGGCAUCGCUCGCCUCACCUGGCUGGUGGAGUUGUUCGGUGAGCUGUCGGUUACCGUAGCAACCAUGGAGGAAGACUCUGGGAGCAACUACAGCAAGUUGACUGCAAAGCUGCUGACGGCUGACAACAGACCUCUGACGUGGGUGGAGGAGCGGGGGCCCGGCCUCCCCUGGGCCAAGAACAUCAGCUUCACCUUUGACUGCUGCAGCCUGACCCGGAUCCCCCCUGCAGCGGGGGGGGGGGGCGUGGGCCUCUUCAUGCAGGACCUGGUCCUCUUCUCCGCCAAGCUGGCGGGCCAGGUGAGCAGCGACGCUCUGCAGAGGGAGAAGCUCCGGGUCCUGCACUGCCUGCUGCUGGCCCAGAGCAUCCGGGACCACUGCCAGAGCAGCUAGAGGGCCCGGGGGCCUCCACGGACCAGCACCAGACACACCUCUAUUCAUAUCUCUGUUCUAACGUGUGACUUACACUGUUCAGAUAGUCAUGUUGAUGAAGUCAUUCACCUGAAGCCUUGCACCAGUUAGUCACCGGUUCAUGGAUUACUUUAUUCAUAUAAUGACUGCUUCAUAGUAUUACUUUAUUAAUACUAACAAUAAAGAAGGUGACUUGAUGGUG